Lingula anatina is the source of this 2302-nucleotide messenger RNA. Its product is annotated as twinkle mtDNA helicase-like. Gene Ontology annotation, cellular component: mitochondrion. The record is from RefSeq and is a predicted model, not a curated record. Gene Ontology annotation, molecular function: single-stranded DNA binding; ATP binding; 5'-3' DNA helicase activity. Gene Ontology annotation, biological process: mitochondrial DNA replication. Lineage: Eukaryota; Metazoa; Brachiopoda; Lingulata; Lingulida; Lingulidae.
AGCUACUGGUGUUUGUUUGGAAUAAACACUGUCACAGCAAAAUCAACUGACAGGGUUAUAAUCACAGCCAAUGAGUUUGAUGCUAUGGCUGUAUUUCAAGAGCUGAGGCAGCCAGUACUGUCUCUUCCAUGGGGCAAUGAUACUCUGCCACUGGAGGUUUUGCCAUUCCUUGAGCAGUUUGACCAUAUAGUGCUGUGGUUUGGGAAUGAUAUCACUGGAUUCAAUGCUGCCAGACAACUGUCUAAGAAACUGGGUUACGAGAGGUGCUCGUUAUUUAGACCUCUGACUCCAGUCCCGACACCCAUGGAUGCUUUGAGACAGGGCAAGAGCUUGUCACGAAUCUUAAAAUUUGCCACACGUGCUGGUCAUCAGUAUAUACAGCACUUUAAGGAUUUGAGAUUUGAGGUCCAGUCAGAGCUCUCUCUUGUGGAGCAAGUCAAGGGAAUUCAGUUUAAAAGAUUCCCACUGUUAAACAAGCUAUUGAAGGGACACAGAAGGGGGGAAUUGACCAUAGUUACUGGGCCCACUGGUUCUGGAAAAACCACCUUCAUCAGCGAGCUGUCCCUGGACCUCUGCAUACAGGGUGUGAACACUCUAUGGGGAAGUUUUGAAAUCAAGAAUGUACGUUUGAUGAAAACAAUGCUGAUCCAGUUUGCAAGAAAAAACCUAGCCACUCACUUUGCAGAAUUUGAUAAAUAUGCUGACCAGUUUGAACAACUGCCAAUGCAUUUUAUGGCAUUCCAUGGCCAGGAGAGUUUAAAAAGAGUUAUAGAUACCAUGGACCACGCUGUGUACGUCCAUGACAUCUCCCACAUUAUAGUGGACAACCUGCAGUUUAUGAUGGGAAUGGGACAACUGGGGGACAGGAACCGCAAUUUUGAUAGGUUAACUCAACAGGAUGAGGUGGUGGCUGCCUUUCGCCAGUUUGCAACUUCCAAAAACUGCCACGUGACCUUGGUCAUUCAUCCGAGAAAGGAACCAAAUGGAGAAGCCCUUCACAUUGGGUCCAUCUUUGGCAGUGCUAAGGCAAGUCAAGAGGCAGACAACAUACUGCUGCUCCAGCUAGUAGAAAAUAUGAAAGUCACGACACAACCAAAAAAGUAUAUACAGGUGGCGAAAAAUCGCUUUGAUGGUGAUUUGGGCAGCAUGCUUCUGAAGUUUGACAAAGACUCCCUUAGUUUUGGGUCAAAACCAUCUACAAGCAAACCAUCUACAGAGGAAAAUAUACAGGAAACUAUACAACCUAACAAUCAAUUACACAGUGAACAUUCUGAAGAAGCAUCUGAUGAGGAACUUUAAUUCCCAGAGUAGCAUCACCUGUGACAUAUCAUAAACACAAAGGACUCCACACAACAAACAAAAUGCUGACAUUUCAAUGACAAUUUUAAAGGUACAGUGGUAACCAUAAUGGUUCCUUCAGAAUAAUAGAUUAACUCCAGAUUUAUUAACUCCACAAAAUUUCAACAUCUCGCAAGAUCCCUUCUGUAGCCUGUUUUUAUUUUUUUAAAUAUAUCACUAUUAUUGUAACUUUGAUGAACUGCCUUACUUCCUUUAAUGAAAUGGUAAGGAGGGCACUAAGUGGAUACUAAGAAGAGAGUCCAAGUCCUAAUAGUGUAAAAUAGACUAUAGCAUUUCUUCCCGGUCAAGUACAAUUUUGCUUUAACGUAAGGUUAUUUUAUGGUCAGAAAAGCAAGGUGAUCAAAACUGUGAUAGGAAUAAACUUGUAUUGCAUAGUUCUUUUAGUCUGUUUAGAUUAGAGGUAAAAGACCAUACAUGCCAAGGUGGUGUUUCAAAGAUUAUGAAAGGCUAUUUAACAGAUUUACUUUUCUGGUGUCCUGCUUUAAACUGUAUUAUUUUAUACAAUGGCAUGGAAUUUUAAUGUGAUUUAAGUGCAACAGUCACAGCAGUGUUUGAUACUUUUGAGUGCAAGUUUUCAACAAUUUUGUUACAUUCACUGUACUUCUGACAUUUUAAUUGCAAGAAUCUUUCUGUGGCAGUUUUUAAAAUUAUAAUCUCUUCAAAUUAUUAAUAUAAUAAUGACUUUUUCAACAACCAGCCAUGUGUCAUGGUAAAAGACUCUUAAAAUUGAACUCUUACUCAGAUUCAAUUGUUGUACCUCAUUAAUUAUUUAUCAAACAAUGUUAAAUUUUUCCCCGAUGCAUUUAUUUAAACUCUGUUACAUUUCCAUCUCAGGAUCAUAUGCAUUUUAAACUCUGAGCCCGCACCUCUAGAAGUGAAAUAUCUACGUCUAUAUAAUAGUAAAUUGUUAACUUAUUAUCAUAAAAAUAAAUAAGGAAGCAAA